CGUACGCCAUUUCUGUCUUGAUACGUUCUUCCUGUAACAAAUGCAAUUAAAAAAUUUGAGUAGUCCAUAUUUAUGGAAUCAGGAGUAGCAGCUUCAAUAGGUUUAGUUGCCUCAAAAGCAACGCACGUCAAAAAUAAAUACUCGCAACAAAGAAGUGGAACGCUUAGUUGAUUAACUCCAACGCUUUGUUAAGUGCAUUUAAUUGACCGCUGCUCGUUGUCAUUUCUCUCCUGCAGCUCAAAGUGUUGGUGCUCUAUUUGUUUACGCUACUGGCGAGCAAUCGAAAUAAAUUAGCAAAAGAAAAGCGCAAAGUAACUAAAAUAUAAGAGUACAUACAAUUAUAAAUUAACUGCAUUUAAUGAAAGUUAAAUUUCAAGGCAUCUUGGUAAUAAUUACAUACGCUUAGAGAAACAUAAAUUGAAUUAUUUUGGAGUAAUAACUACAAUACGUAACGAUAAUGUCUACUAACAAAGAUAGCCCUAGCCGUGACUCCAUGACAUCUUCUUCGGCGCCAAUAUCACUUCUGGCCGAUGGAGAUUCUCUUACCCGCGACUACAGUUUGGGCAGCCUCACAUCUGCUGUAAGCCAAGAUGAAUAUUUUCGAUGCCGUGAUCAUGCGGAAAGUGUUUUAAAACGUUUACAGUUAUAUUUGGAUAGUCAUCAGCUCUGCGAUGUAGUGCUAAUCGCUGGGAUUGACGGCAAGAGAGUGCCUGCUCAUCGUGUAGUAUUAUCGGCGUCGAGCGCCUAUUUUGCCGCCAUGUUCACCGGUUCGUUGCGUGAGACCAAAGAGCAGGAAGUCACGCUUGGCGAAGUGCAUGGCGAUGCAUUACAAAUACUAAUUCAGUACUGCUACACGGGAUAUAUUGAAUUGCGCGAAGAUACUGUGGAAACACUAUUGGCCACUGCCUGUCUGCUACAGUUAAACGCUGUAGUUACUGCCUGUUGCAAUUUUCUCGCACGCCAAUUGCAUCCUUCCAACUGCCUGGGCUUUGCCUUUUUUGCAGAACGACAAAGCUGCACAACUCUGCUGCGCCUAGCCAAAUCAUACACAUGCCAGCAUUUCAUUCAGGUAUGCAAAAAUCAAGAAUUUUUGCAGCUCGACUCAGAACAACUUGGUAAACUAAUCUCAAGCGACGAUCUCAAUGUUCCCACCGAGGAGGAAGUAGUGCACAGUCUCAAGAUGUGGGUGCAACACGAUCCUGUCAAUCGUGAGAAACACAUUCCUGAGUUGUUGGCAUUGGUGCGACUGCCUUUGUUGAAGCCUUCGUUCAUUAUGGAUCAUGUGGAAACGCUUUGCAGUUCGAAUGAAUGCCAACAGCUUGUAAUGGAAGCGCUUAAGUGGCAUUUAUUGCCUGAACGCCGCAAUCUGUUAGCUCUGAUAGCUUCAGAACGUACAAAGCCGCGUAAAUCGACGGUUGGACGAUUACUUGCCGUCGGUGGUAUGGAUGCGCAUAAGGGCGCUAUAAGUAUUGAAAGCUACUGUCCAUAUGCAGAUAAGUGGUCUGUUUGGAAGAAUAUGUCUGCACGUCGUUUGCAGUUCGGUGUUGCUGUGAUGGAUGAUAAAUUAGUGAUAGUGGGCGGCCGCGAUGGCUUGAAAACGCUCAACACAGUAGAGAGUUUAGACUUAAACACAAUGGCAUGGACAGCGCUAAAUCCUAUGGGAACACAUCGCCACGGUUUAGGUGUAGCCGUGCUGGAGGGGCCACUCUAUGCGGUCGGUGGACACGAUGGCUGGAGUUAUUUGUCCACUGUUGAAAGAUGGGAUCCAACCACCCGCACAUGGAGCUAUGUGGCGUCUAUGUCUUCGAUGCGUUCUACCGCUGGUGUUGCAGUGCUUGGUGGCCGCUUAUAUGUAGUCGGCGGACGAGAUGGUUCUGUUUGUCAUCGUUCUAUUGAAUGCUAUGAUCCGCACACCAACAAAUGGACUAUGCGUGCACCUAUGAAUAAACGGCGUGGAGGUGUAGGAGUGGCCGUUGCAAAUGGAUUCCUAUAUGCAUUAGGAGGUCAUGAUUGUCCGGCCAGCAACCCCUCUGUCUGCCGCACCGAUACAGUUGAGCGCUACGAUCCCGCAACAGAUUCGUGGACUCUGAUCUGCUCACUUAAUGUUGGACGUGACGCCAUCGGUUGCGCUUUGUUGGGGGAUCGCCUAAUGGCAAUUGGCGGCUAUGAUGGCAAUCACUACUUGAAGACUGUGGAAGUUUACAACGCCGAGACGAAUGAGUGGACGCAAGCUGCACCGCUGACAUAUAGUCGAGCUGGUGCUUGUGUUGUAGCAAUACCGAACAUAAUACCACCUACUCCACCACUACCCAGUGCAACAAAGAAAUGGAAACCGGUCAGAUUGAAUCCGAUGUGCUACAGACGCACCGUUGAAUUUGUCGAUUAUUACAACCUUUAAGCAACUAAAUACAGCAAACAAUACAUUUUUUAUCAUACAUAUUUUUUUACCAUACGAGUAUUUAGAUUUAAGAAUCAAAAAAUCAAACUUUAAUAUUGUAAUGGAUUUUUACUUCGCAUACGCAGAUACAAACAUACACCAUUUAGUAUAUAUUAUAUUUUAUAUAGGAAUUGUGUGCUCGAAAUCUAAUUUUUGAAUUUACGAAUAUGAGUAUUUAUUUCUUUAAUAAAAAGCAUAUUUUGCAUGCAAGAAAAUGCGGGCUUAUUUUAAAAACUCCGAGUGAGUAUAGCUGAAUGUCGACUUAUGAACCUGAUGAGGCGGAAAAAUUCCCAGUGAAGGAACACAACUUGUUACAGUGCAGACAAUUCCUGUUUUGAUGUGGCUGAACGAAAAAUUCAACUGCAACCUGAUGCGCAGAACAAAACUGAUCUCUACUGGCAUGACUCAAAUUUACAUCUCAAGUGAAAGAAGAAUACAUAAUAUAUAACCGGACAGUUACACUGUCCAUUCACACACGUCAAACGAAUGGAUAUGUACGAAAACCAACCACGCAACAACGCUCACGUCGUUCCCACGACAGUCGGUUCUACAUAACCGGAACAACCCGGAUUUAUAUCCGGCCAAGGACUGCUGCUGAAGUGCAUUCCUCAUAUAUGUAUGGGGAAUUUUUAUGCUGUUACACCAACAACCGCUCAUGUUUUCACAUAUGUACCGACACCAAGAACACUUUGGCCUAAAAUAUACUCCUUUGUUGCACUUUCUUGAGCCGAGAAAACUUCUGGCACACUUGCACUAUGGUUGGCGUACAUAAAUCUAAAUUACAACUUUUACAAGCAGUUUUUAUUACUGAGUACAUUUAUUAGAGGAGAUGUGUUGCGUUUUGGUGUCGAUGGUGGUAAAUCCAUUGUUUUGCACACCCAACCAGCGAUGUCCACUUCCUCAAUCUCAGCUUUGCGUAUCCAAGCGUGGUUCUAUAGAUAGAAAACGAAGGAGUUUAAUAUAAACAAAAAAAAAAUAAUAAUGAAUAAAUUGUAUACCAGUAGCGUCUUUAAAUC
Molecule: messenger RNA, 3453 nt
Organism: Anastrepha obliqua
Lineage: Eukaryota; Metazoa; Arthropoda; Insecta; Diptera; Tephritidae
Product: kelch-like protein 5
Exons: 10
Coding region: 458-2398 (646 amino acids)
Molecular function (GO): protein binding
Source: RefSeq, a predicted model, not a curated record